AUGUGCCGUGAUGCUGGUUUACCAGUAACGGGUAACAAAAAUCAACUAAUUGAACGGUUGAUGGACAACAAUGUAUCCGAAAGCGAAAGUGAUACUCAAAGUGUUGUAAUGCAGCGUUUAUCGUCUUUAGAAAAAACUAUUUCGGACUUAGUGCUACAACAAAAACAAAAUACAACGACAUCAAAUAAUUUUGUACCACCAAUAUCGUCUUCGCCGGUAAAUGUUAUUGGUAAUAUGGAAAAGUCCGCUCCAACCGUUACGAGUACAUAUACCGUGAUGCAUCCACAAGUAUUACCGAACGCAUACAAUAGUCAACAUUCGCUGUGGACAACCGCUCAAGAGCCCAGCAAUGUUAAUUUUCCCCAAUUUUCUCAAUCGGGACACGUCGCCACCACCGACUUUCGCCCCACCGACAUUUGUGCCACCAGUGACAUCUGCGCCGUAUGCAACGUACCAAAAUCCGCCAGUACCGUACACAUUCGAUUACGUUCGCGCACCGCCGGUAGUACCGAUCACAAUCCAUACGAGAAUGUGCGCGAUAUUGUUGAACUUUUACCCGUUUUUGACCCAUCGUCCGAUCGUUCGUUAACAUCAAAACAAUUCGUAAAACGCGUUGAAAAUCUGAGAAGUGUAUAUGGGUGGAGAGAAUACACACUUUUGUUUGCCGUACAGCAAAAGAUGCGGGGAUCAGCAAAAUAUUGGGUUGAUUCUCUGCAAGACGUGUUUAUUUCGUGGGCAGAAUUCGUUCAUAAAUUUCUGCUAAACUUUCCGUGCAUCGAAAAUGAAGCCGAUGUGCAUCUUAAGAUGGCACAAACGAAACGGCAAAACAAUGAGUCCGCUCAAGAGUUUUAUUACCGCAUGCUUGCCUUAGGUUCAAAAGGUGGGUUAGCCGACUCGAGUAUUGCGCGCGAUAUUAUAAACGGCAUUAAUGAUUCAGAUUUACGUAAGAAAAUUUCUAAUAACUAUACGCAUUGUCAAGAUUUACUAAGUGACAUUAUUAACUUUAAUAUUUAUAACGAAGUGAAAACCGCGCCACCUAAAAUGGUAUUCAAAACAAACGCGUCGAUAGAAAAACCGCCGAAUCGAAAGUUUCCGGUUACAGAAAAUCAAAAGCCACAAACACCGUUACCACUCGAAAAAGUUAAGUGCUAUAACUGCUUUAAAUUUGGACAUUAUUCCGUAAAUUGUGCCGAGCCACAACGGAAGCCGCGCUGUGAAAAGUGCCAACGCACAACGCAUAAAACCGCAGACUGUUAUGUAAAAACUGAAAACCGCAUUAAUAUAAUUGAUCAGCGCGCAUGUGAUGAUAAAAUAGUUAAAACAAUCAAAGUGAACGGUAUAGAAACUCUAGCAUUUGUGGACCCUGGUAGUAGUCGUACACUUAUUCGUAAAACAUUCGCGCGUAAAAUCCGAGACGUGCGUGAGCAACUCACAAUAUUGAAAGGGUUCGCGGGCGGACAAUAUGCUAGUACCGAAAUUGUAAGUGCGAUAAUAGAAAUUGACGGUAAUAAUAAUCCAACUAUUAUGCCUGUCAUUGACGAUGAUUUCUUGUGUGAAGCCGUAUUGUUAGGACGAGACGUAUUGUGCCGCGCGGGUAAUCGCUUAGUUAUUGAACAAGAUCAGUGCCGCAUAGAAGACAUAAAUAAAAUUGACGUUACAAAUGAUUUAAGUGUAAUUGAUCGCCAGAGCUUGCAACAACUACUAACACAACACGCUGAUGUUUUUGCAAGAAAUUUAUCUGAAAUUGGUAAGUGUGAUGUUGCAAAAAUGAGUAUCGAAUUAAACAUCAACAUACCAAUUUGCCUUAAGCCGUACCGUAUUCCGUUCGCUAAACGCGCGAUCGUCUCCGAAAUCGUAUCUGAAUUAUUGAGCAACAAUAUAAUUCGACCGAGUGAGUCACCUUACGCCGCGCCAGUAGUUCUCGUCGAAAAAAAGAAUGGCGAACAUCGCUUAUGUGUGGACUACCGCAGUCUAAACAAAGUUACUAUAAAAAGACCUUAUCCCAUGCCGAUCAUGGAAGAACAGUUCGCGCAACUUGCCGGAAAUAAUUUUUUUACAACGCUUGAUCUACGUACCGGGUAUCAUCAAAUUAAAAUAGAUGAAUCCUCAAAAAAAUAUACCGCUUUCGUAACUACUGACGGCCACUACGAAUACAACCGCAUGCCGUUCGGUCUGGUAAACGCGCCCGCUGUGUUCCAAUGUAUGAUGGAUAAAAUUAUUGCACAAAUGCCGCGCGGUGAAGUGUUAGCAUAUUUGGAUGACGUUAUUAUUCCAAGUAAAACUAUUGACGAAGGACGUAAGCGACUCGAAAAAAUUCUAAAAAUAUUAAAACGUUAUGGACUUACAUUGCGCAUGGACAAAUGUAAAUUUCUUAAAAAUGAAAUUGAGCAUUUGGGCCAUGUAAUUAAUAGAAACGGUAUAACGCCGGGCAAACGUAAAGUAGCCGCGAUCGCAGAUUUUCCGCCGCCUAAAAACGUCACAGAGGUCCGAAGAUUUCUAGGUCUUACUGGAUUUUUCCGAAAAUUCGUCCCUAACUAUUCGAUCAUAGUCAAACCAAUAACGCAGCUGCUACGUAAAGAAGAACAACAAAAGUUUGUGUGGGGCGAAGCGCAGCAACGAUCGUUUACUGAGUUAAUAAAAAAACUGUGCAAUGAACCACUUCUUGCGCUCUACGAUUCGUCCGCUCAGCAUGAGGUGCAUACCGAUGCGUCUAGUGUUGGGCUGGCAGGAGUUAUGCUGCAAUCAUCUGAUGGCAAAAAGUAG
Anastrepha obliqua is the source of this 2763-nucleotide messenger RNA. RefSeq lists its product as uncharacterized. Gene Ontology annotation, molecular function: zinc ion binding; aspartic-type endopeptidase activity; nucleic acid binding. The transcript has 2 exons. Gene Ontology annotation, biological process: proteolysis. Lineage: Eukaryota; Metazoa; Arthropoda; Insecta; Diptera; Tephritidae. Bases 1 to 2763 code for a protein of 920 amino acids. The record is from RefSeq and is a predicted model, not a curated record.